Messenger RNA from Phyllostomus discolor (pale spear-nosed bat), 2800 nucleotides. It is a transcript of the gene CHRNG, whose product is annotated as cholinergic receptor nicotinic gamma subunit. The transcript has 12 exons. The coding region runs from base 1126 to 2685 and encodes 519 amino acids. Lineage: Eukaryota; Metazoa; Chordata; Mammalia; Chiroptera; Phyllostomidae. Gene Ontology annotation, molecular function: acetylcholine-gated monoatomic cation-selective channel activity; transmembrane signaling receptor activity. The record is from RefSeq and is a predicted model, not a curated record. Gene Ontology annotation, cellular component: postsynaptic membrane; neuron projection; synapse. Gene Ontology annotation, biological process: chemical synaptic transmission; monoatomic ion transmembrane transport; signal transduction.
AAACAGUGUUUUCUUCUAGACCUCAGAGUCACCUGCCUCCCUGUCCCCCGGGGUGCAGAAGGGUGAGGGGCCUGAACGGGAACCUGUGUUUCCUGUCUCACCCGUGAACUGGGACACGCUGACCUGUCUGCUUGGAAUGGACGGUCAGCGGACAGGUGGCCUGAGCCCGUGGUCACGGCCAUUGGUUCCCAGAUCAGCCUCGGCCCCGCCCUGCCCCUGACCACAUCUGACUCUCAGGGGGCCAUGACUUCAAUCUUGUCCACCUGCCCCACUGGACUGUGGGUUCCUGCAAGCAGCUCAGGGGUGUCCUGGGUCCCCCCAGCCUAGCGCUGUGCCUGCCAUAUGCUAGGGACUCCCUAAGUCUAUGGGGGACCAGUAACGACUGAGGCCUCACGGAGGAGCCCCUCUUCAGGGGCUGUGCUAUUCACAAUAGCCCCAGGUUCUAGAUCUUUCUCGGCUCUCCUUCCUAAAAGCUUACCAGGCUGGGACCCCGGCCUCAGAGGCAGGGAGGAUCCUGGUCUUACACCCCAAUUUGUGUUAAGGUCUCCAAGCCUGUGGAACAUGAUGCAUCUUUCUUGUGGGCAUAUUUUAUCUGCUGCUGGUGUCUUGGCCCAGUGGAGUGACCCAUGGAGUUGUCAGGCUGGUGGAAGAGGUUUGGGGUCCUCGACCACAUCCCAGAGAAACUCGGGUAUGAAACACACCUAGCCAAAAGCCUUCCCACCACCCCGAAUCCAGACACGCUGGAGGGAGGGAGCAGGCGGAGGGAGCCUGCCUGAGCAAGCACUCCGCCUUCUCUCUCGUCCCCACGCGGCCCUGGCCGCCUCCUCGGCUCCACAGCUGGACCACGAAUCGGGACAGCUGAGUCUGAGUGGGGAUGGAGGCUGGAACGUCUCUGCCGGGGCAGCCGGGGCCCCUCUGUCCCCUCCCCAGCCCAGGUAACCUGAGCCCGGCGUUUUGUCCACCCUGGAGCAGCUGACGGCGUUGUGGUCGGACAGCUGGUGGGGCCGGGCCAGCCCGGCUGGGGUGGGAGCGUGGGCUGCUACACGAGACCCAGCGUCUGCGUCUCUUGGCCUCAGACCCGGGGAGCUGCCGUCCCACCCCUGGCACCGCGGAGAGCUGGGCACCAUGCACAGGGCUCAGGGGCCACUGUUCCUCCUGCCGCUGCUGGCUGUCUGCCUGGGAGCCCAGGGCCGGAACCAGGAGGAGCGGCUGCUGGCGGACUUGAUGCGCAGCUACAACCCCCACCUGCGGCCCGCCGAGCGUGACACGGACGUGGUCAACGUCAGCCUGAAGCUCACCCUCACCAACCUCAUCUCCCUGAAUGAGCGUGAGGAGGCCCUCACCACCAACGUUUGGAUAGAGAUGCAGUGGUGCGACUAUCGCCUUCGCUGGGACCCACAAGACUACGAGGGCCUGUGGGUGCUGAGGGUGCCGUCCACCAUGGUGUGGCGGCCGGACAUCGUGCUGGAGAACAACGUGGACGGCGUGUUCGAGGUGGCCCUCUACUGCAACGUGCUCGUGUCUCCGGACGGCUGCGUCUACUGGCUGCCGCCCGCCAUCUUCCGCUCCUCCUGCCCCGUCUCAGUCACCUACUUCCCCUUCGACUGGCAGAACUGCUCCCUCAUCUUCCAGUCCCAGACCUACAGCACCAACGAGAUCAGCCUGCAGCUGAGCCAGGAGGGCGGGCAGACCAUCGAGUGGAUUUUCAUCGACCCCGAGGCCUUCACAGAGAACGGGGAGUGGGCCAUCCGGCACCGGCCGGCCAAGAUGCUGCUGGACGCUGCGGCCCCGGCGGAGGAGGCGGGCCACCAGAAGGUGGCCUUCUACCUGCUCAUCCAGCGCAAGCCCCUCUUCUACGUCAUCAACAUCAUCGCGCCCUGCGUGCUCAUCUCCUCCGUCGCCAUCCUCAUCUACUUCCUUCCGGCCAAGGCGGGCGGCCAGAAGUGCACUGUCGCCAUCAACGUGCUCCUGGCCCAGACUGUCUUCCUCUUCCUCGUGGCGAAGAAGGUGCCAGAGACCUCCCAGGCCGUGCCCCUCAUCAGCAAGUACUUGACCUUCCUCCUGGUGGUGACCAUCCUCAUUGUCGUGAAUGCUGUGGUCGUGCUCAACGUGUCCUUGCGGUCCCCCCACACACACUCCAUGGCCCGCGGGGUCCGCAAGGUGUUCCUGCGGCUGCUGCCCCAGCUGCUGCGGAUGCACGUGCGCCCGCCGGCCCCGGGGUCUGCGCUGGACGCCCGGCCCCGGCUGCAGAAUGGCUCCUCCUCGGGGUGGUCAGUGUUGGGCGGGGAAGAGGCGGCCCUCUGCCUGCCCCGCAGUGAGCUCCUCUUCCGGCAACAGCGGCGCAACGGGCUGGUGCGGGCAGCGCUGGAGAGACUAGAGAAAGGCCAGGAGCCAGGGCAGGGCCAGGACCUGUGCGGCAGCCUGAAGCAAGCCGCCCCGGCCAUCCGGGCCUGUGUGGACGCCUGCAACUUCGUCGCCCGGGCCCGACGCCAGCAGAGGCACUUUGCCAGUGGGAACGAGGAGUGGCUCCUGGUGGGCCGCGUGCUGGACCGCGUCUGCUUCCUGGCCAUGCUCUCGCUCUUCGUCUGCGGCACCGCCGGCAUCUUCCUCAUGGCGCACUACCACCGGGUGCCUGCUCUGCCGUUCCCUGGGGACCCUCGCCCCUACCUGCCCUCGCCCGACUGAGCCAGCCAACGGCUGUUAGCCGUGCAGAGUCUUGUCAGCUGCGUUCUUCCACCGAGCUCACGAGUGUGCUCUUUGGGAAGCAGCCUUCAGGGCCGUGGAAGCCCAACAGCCCUGA